AUGAAUAAAACAAAUUCGGCAGGAAAACAAAUGUUUCUUCAUUUACCACCAGAAAUACUGGGGAAAAUAUUAUUAUUAACAUCCUUACAAACACGUACGAUGAUAUUAUCAAGUGUUUGUAAGAGUUUAAAACAUUUUAUAUUUAAUCAUGAUAUUUUAUGGUCAAAACUAAAUUUAAAUCCAUUAAAAAAUAUUUCAAACUCUACUAUAUCAAAUAUAUUCUAUUGUAAUAUACCAAAUGAUACAAAAAAUUUUAUAAGGGAAUUAUUAGUUAAUGAUAUUAACAUCAAUAAACAUGGUCUAAAGAUUAUAUUGAAAACUUGUGUAAAUCUCAGAAGUUUGCAUUUAAGAACUUAUAAAGAUAAUAUGAAUAUGAAAAUUUUUAAAGAGCUUCUUGAAGAGUUAUAUAGCGAUAAAGAACAACAAGAAGAUGUUCAAGAAAAGGAAGAAAAUGAGAAAAAUCAACAAACCGUCGGGAAACCUAUUUGUAAUCUUACGACAAUAUAUUGGCACGUUGGUCAUAAUUUUGAGGAUUGGUGGGCUCCUAGUAUGAAAGAUUCAUUAGAAUUUUUGUUGAAAAAAUUAUCAAAUAAUUCAAAAGCUGCAAUUAAAGUACCUUGGUGUGACGUUUGUAAUCAGCAAAAAGCAAGCAUGAAGCUGAUGUGUUAUGGAGAUUUACAUGAAAAAAAUUGGAGUAUUUAUGGUUGCUUUGAAUGUGCUGAUUAUGGUAAUACGCAAGCUGAUUUUAAAUGUGAUGAAUGUUUGAAAACUGAAAAAUUGAAAGAUGAAUUGGCUAUAUCCGCUUUAGAGAGCUUAACUCAAACUGAUGAUAAUCCUGGUAGUUCAUCUAAUAUAGUUGAGGAAAUUAUUAGAUUAAUGGAUGAGAGUGAUGACGAGGCUGAAAACGCGGUGGUUUCCGAAGAAUAA
Messenger RNA from Funneliformis geosporum, 927 nucleotides. Lineage: Eukaryota; Fungi; Glomeromycota; Glomeromycetes; Glomerales; Glomeraceae. The record is from the annotation of a GenBank genome assembly.